AUGGCAAGCCGCGAACCUCCAUGGCGGGCGUCGACCGUCCAGAUCUCCAGGAAGCCUCCCGCAUCAACGAUACCCAGUAAGCGACCAGCAGACACCCAAGAAGACGCCUGGGUUGCGGACGAAGACCGCUUCGUACUGGAACAAGCGAAGAAGAAGGCGGCUAUCCGAGUGAAGGCAGGACGAGCGCGGCCCAUAGACUGGUUGGCUGUUACACUGCGGGUCGUGGAUCCAAGCAGGGAUCUUUUGGACGAGGACGAUGCAGAUUCCGACAUUGAUAUUGUCGAUCCGGAGGGUGUCUUCGAGGGCCUCAACAACGAUGAGCUGGAAGAGCUGGAGAAAGACAUAGACACGUAUGUUGCCCUCGAGACUACCCGAAGCAACCAGGACUUCUGGAAUACCAUGAAGAUCAUAUGCAAAGACCGGAAGCAGAAGUCAAAGCCAGCUGCACCAGAAGCGCGAGGUGUCAGCUCAGUGUCCGCCGACGUCGAUCGCCUGCUGGGCCCGAAGUCAUACGCCGAGCUCGAAAAGCUGGAGAAGCAGAUCCGAGCAAAGCUCAACUCGAACGAGCCAAUUGAUGUCGACUACUGGGAACACCUGCUCCGAAGCCUUAUAGUGUGGAAAGCAAGGGCAAAGUUGCGAGGCGUUUCAGAGACAAUCUUUAAGAGCCGGCUGGACAAGUUGCGCAAGCAACAGGAAGAUGAGGCUCUUGCGGUUCGUGGCAAGUUGGGAACUAUCCUUGGGAACUCAAAGCGGCAGCAUCGCUCGUCCGGAGAUGCAGACAUGACCUCACCCAUACCACCUGCAUCGGCCCCUGAUCCCGAACCGAUCCUGAAACUGUGUCUUGAAGAUAAGCGUCUGGACUCAAUCAGUGAGAAAGAGUUCCUCCAGAAUAUCACCGCUGAACGACAACGGAUCCUGAAACUGGGUUAUGUUCCCACGCGGCAACGCAACAUGGAGAAACCAUCAGCAAGUUUGGUUCUGAAGACCAACGACGCUGAUCCAGCAGGAAGCUCAAGGUUUGCCGCAGCUCCCAACGACGACUUCUCCCAAGCAACGACAGCGUUGUAUGAGCGAGAGGUAGCGCGGGGAGUGAACGAGAACGAGGAGAUUUUCACUGGCGAGGAGGACGUCACAGCAAUCGCUAAGCCUCUGUGGGCGAACAAAUACAGGCCCCGGAAGCCGCGAUACUUCAACCGUGUUCAGAUGGGCUACGAGUGGAACAAGUACAACCAGACACACUACGACCACGAGAAUCCGCCACCAAAGGUCGUGCAAGGCUACAAAUUCAAUAUUUUCUACCCGGAUCUUAUCGACAAGACAAAGGCGCCUACAUACAAGAUUGAGAGAGAGAACGGCCGCAAGCGUGGUCAGUCUUUCGCACCCGCCGGAGAAGAGGACACCUGUUUGAUCCGUUUCGUGGCCGGACCUCCAUACGAGGACGUCGCCUUUCGUAUCGUCGACAAGGAAUGGGAUUAUAGUGCGAAGAGAGAACGAGGCUUCAGAAGCAGCUUUGACAAGGGCAUUCUUCAGCUCCAUUUCCAGUUCAAGAAAAUAUACUACCGGAAAUAG
Coniosporium apollinis CBS 100218 is the source of this 1569-nucleotide messenger RNA. RefSeq lists its product as uncharacterized. The transcript is spliced from 4 exons. Gene Ontology annotation, molecular function: protein binding. Gene Ontology annotation, biological process: mRNA cis splicing, via spliceosome. NCBI's taxonomy places the organism in Eukaryota, Fungi, Ascomycota, Dothideomycetes. Gene Ontology annotation, cellular component: spliceosomal complex; cytoplasm. The record is from RefSeq and is a predicted model, not a curated record. The coding region runs from base 1 to 1569 and encodes 522 amino acids.